Messenger RNA from Anopheles moucheti, 2919 nucleotides. It is a transcript of the gene polo, whose product is annotated as serine/threonine-protein kinase polo. The transcript has 6 exons. Gene Ontology annotation, biological process: regulation of cytokinesis; mitotic cell cycle; protein phosphorylation. Gene Ontology annotation, molecular function: protein serine/threonine kinase activity; protein binding; ATP binding. NCBI's taxonomy places the organism in Eukaryota, Metazoa, Arthropoda, Insecta, Diptera, Culicidae. The record is from RefSeq and is a predicted model, not a curated record. Bases 721 to 2451 code for a protein of 576 amino acids. Gene Ontology annotation, cellular component: centrosome; nucleus; spindle pole.
UCAGAAGUGUUGGUUUUAAAAAAAAUAAACCAAACUUCCUUCCAGAUAAGCGCCCGCUAGCAUCGUAUCGCGUUAUUAGUGCCAAUUGGUUGUACUUUAGUUAAGGAGAACCAACUGUCGAUCGGAGAGCGUUUGGCAAGUUCCUUUCCACGCCAUUCGAAAAGUAACGGCUGUGUGUCAACGUCUUAACCGGGCGCGAAACUUGUUGUCGGUCUCUCGCUCCUCUCUGUGUGUGCGCUGAAGGCGUCCUGCUGCACGUUUGUUGCUUAUGGCUUCGAAGGUUUGAAACAUAGCUUCACGCAAAUACAAUCGAUUUAUCAAAGGAAGCAUCGUUUUCGCAUAUUCAUAUCCUCGCCGUGUUUCAUCAGUUUGGCACAGUGCAAACACGUACAACGACCGCGCGUGCAUGUGUAUUGGUGACAAAAAACCGACCAAAAAGGAUCAAAAAGAACGCAAGAUAACGUCAAAGAAGAGGAUCGCAAAAAAGAGCGUUAACGAGUUCUUGAAGGUACGCAUCGGUCUGGAAUCGCGGAAGUUAAUAGUGGGAAUUAAAAAAAAAAACAAGUCCCCAACCAAAAGCGUCAUUCUUCGUUGCCAACUUCAUUCCGUAGUUCCCACUGACGCGUAGCGUGCCUGGUCAUUUUGUUUGUAGUGAUUGUUAAGUGGAGUUUGUUAAAACGGUAAGCCUUAGCCAUAAUCGAAUCGACGACCCGAGCCAACAUGGGUAGUGUCACCAAGCCAGAUGAAAAAGCGGUAGACAUUCCGGAAAAGCUGUAUGAUGCUGGCACUAAGCGAACGUACCGGAGGAACCGAUUCUUCGGGAAGGGUGGCUUCGCUAAGUGCUAUGAGAUAGUGGACGUGGCCACGAAUGAGGUGUUUGCCGGUAAGAUCGUCUCAAAGAAGCUGAUGAUGAAGCACAACCAGAAGGAGAAAAUGACGCAAGAAAUUACGAUCCAUCGUUCGCUGGGGCACAAAAAUGUUGUCGGCUUUCACAGCUUCUUUGACGAUCCGCUCAAUAUUUACAUCGUCCUGGAGCUUUGCAAGAAGCGGUCAAUGAUGGAGCUGCACAAGCGCCGAAAGUCUAUCACCGAUUACGAAUGCAAGUACUACAUGCAUCAGGUGAUGACCGGGGUGAAAUACCUGCACGACAAGCACAUCAUCCACCGGGAUCUGAAACUGGGCAAUCUGUUUCUGAACGACGAGCUGCACGUGAAGAUCGGGGACUUUGGACUUGCGACCAAGAUCGAGUUCGAGGGUGAGCGGAAAAAGACGCUUUGUGGGACGCCGAACUACAUUGCACCGGAAAUUUUGAACAAGAAGGGCCACAGUUACGAAGUGGACAUCUGGUCGAUAGGAUGCGUCAUGUAUACGCUGCUCGUCGGUCAGCCGCCGUUCGAGACAAAGAGCCUAAAGGAUACGUACAAUCGGAUUCGCAAAUGUGACUAUCGGUUGCCGCCUACGCUGCGCAACAAUGCGGCCGAAAUGAUCUGUGCCAUGCUGCAGUCGGAUCCUUUGAAGCGACCCAGCAUACACAAGCUGUUCGAGUUCGACUUUCUGGCGAGUGCUUACAUCCCGAAUUCGCUGCCUCAGUCUUGCCUCACGAUGGCACCCCGUGCGGAUCAGUUGGAGCAGGCGGAGCGUAUGAACAGGAAGCCUUUGUCUGAAAUGAACGGUGGUGGAGGAGAUGAUACCCGGUGCGAAUCAUCCUUCUUGAAGAAUAAUCUACAUGAUGCGAUCACUGCCAGUGGCAUGAUGUCACGCCACAACGAUACGUACCGUGCGGACAUAGAAACGCUGCACAAGGAGCUAACGAAGCUCUUCCUGGCUAAACCUCCCCGGCUGGCUAGUAAUCUGGAUGAUGAAAACACGGAUCCGGCCGUGCAGCCACUUUUCUGGGUAUCGAAAUGGGUCGACUACAGUGACAAGUACGGGUUUGGCUACCAGCUCAGCGAUGAAGGCAUGGGUGUAAUGUUCAACGACACCACCAAACUAAUUAUGCUUGCCAAUGGACUCAACGUUCACUUUAUCGAUAAAGAGGGCCAAGAAUCGUACUGGGAUGUGAAUAAUUUCCCACCGCAUCUGGAGAAAAAGAUGAAGCUGCUUACUUACUUCAAGCGUUACAUGAUGGAGCACCUGGUUAAGGCCGGUGCAGGCGUAAUGAAUGUUGAGAGCGAUCAAAUAUCGCGUAUACCGCAUAUGCACACCUGGUUCCGCACGAUGUGCGCGGUCGUCAUGCAUCUAACAAAUGGCACAGUGCAACUCAAUUUCUCGGAUCAUCAAAAGAUUAUACUCUGUCCACGGAUGCGUGCCGUGACGUUGAUGGAUAACAACAAAAACUUCCGCACGUACCGCUUCCAGACGAUCAUAGAGCAUGGUUGCUCGAACGAUCUGUACACCAAGAUACGGUACGCUCACGAAAAAAUAAAGAAGCUGCUGGAAAAGCUGUCCUAAUUGGGCCGUACACGCGUAGGAAUGGGCCAUACGAAAGCAACGAAUGAUGUCGGUCAGCAACAAAAAUAUAGUGUGAGGUUCUGCUAGCAUAAUUACCCUUUGUCUGAGAAGCAAUUACAAGGUCCAGCACAGGAGAAAAUGAAACGUUAUCGUGUAUGUAUUAUUAGACACGGUUAAGCUGGUUAGAACACGUUCAAUUAGCCCAACAGCAAUGAUCUGAACUUAUAGAGUUAGAGCUAUUCAGGAAGGGUUCAUUUUGUAUGUUUUGUUAAUGUUUAACGUCUGCAUGUCCGCUUGCUGUUGCAGUUUAUUUGUCUAUACAUCUUUUUGUUUUUUAAACCAUACAGCCCCAUUAUUACGCCGAUGUAUACAGGAUGGCAGUUACGCAUUCACUGUGUUUGUUUUGUUCUACAUUGCCUUUAAGCUAGCGAUGAUGUAUAGUAAAGAAGCAACGAUCACAAUUCCGUU